Molecule: messenger RNA, 1524 nt
Organism: Alternaria metachromatica
Lineage: Eukaryota; Fungi; Ascomycota; Dothideomycetes; Pleosporales; Pleosporaceae
Exons: 2
Coding region: 1-1524 (507 amino acids)
Biological process (GO): peptidyl-arginine methylation
Cellular component (GO): nucleus
Molecular function (GO): protein-arginine N-methyltransferase activity
Source: RefSeq, a predicted model, not a curated record
AUGUCAGACACUGAAUCGGACACUGCGAGCUCGGUCGGCAGCAUCGUCGAAGACGCAAGCGAGCCGGAUACGACCACUUUCAAAGAUCUAUUUUCGGAUCGACAAUGGACUCGUGUGUCGGAUAUGGUAGAGCACAACAAGACUGAGAACGGAUUCGAUCUGCCAGCAACCAUCAAAGGACUUGGACCAGACGCGGACGAGAUCACCAUCAUUAAGCUGGUCAACUACCUCCGGUCAGAAGCGCAAAAAGGCACAGAUCCCAAGAGUAUCAAAGUAAAUCUAGAUGAUCUCACAAGCGACAAAUACCUACAGCCAGUAUUGGAAGAUGACGCCUUACUCUUUGAACUUGGAGAUCUAAUGCCAGACGAUGACAGCAAGGCCAUUGACUACGACGAGUAUGAGGCGAAGAUGCACAAGGACAUGCAAGAAGACUUCUCUAAGAUCAAGCUCACCAAUGAUCGGGACCAGGACUACUUCGAAUCAUACAAGGGCAACAGCAUUCAUCGUGAGAUGAUCGAGGAUCGCGUACGAACAGAAGGGUACCGUGACUUCAUCGAGAAGAACGCCGAGGUUUUUGCUGGAAAGACCGUGCUUGACGUCGGGUGCGGCACAGGUAUCCUGUCCCUCUUUUGCGCACGUGCAGGUGCGAAAAAGGUGUUCGCAGUCGACAACUCUGGCAUCGCUGUCCGCGCGAAGGAGAUCAUUGCGAAGAACGGCUACCAAGACCGCAUUGAACUGAUCCAAGGACGCGCUGAAGACUUCAACACCCAGCGGUUGAUUGGCAAGGAGAAGGUCGACAUCAUCAUCUCGGAAUGGAUGGGCUACGGUCUCCUCUUCGAAGGCAUGCUGGAUUCGGUCCUGCGCGCACGCGACAUGUACCUCAAGCCUGACGGCAUCAUGGUGCCGUCCCACUGCAACAUCCGUCUUGCGCCAAUCUCAGAUGCCGACUGGAUAGCAGACAGCACGAGCGAGAAGUUCUGGAAAGAUAUCUACGGAUUCGACUUUUCACCCAUGAUCCCAGGUGGUCUGCUCAACACACACGAAAUCGGUGUCUUUGACGUGCCUGAGAAGGCGCUCUGCGGCACUGCGACAAGCCAUCUGCUGGAGAUGAAGACUGUGUCCGUGCAGGAUCUAAGCUUCAAGGUGCCUCUUCGCAUGACACUCGACCGCGAUAUCACAUCUCUCCAGGCCGUCGCGAUAUGGUUUGACACUAUCUUCAUCCACCCUGGCAGCUCACAGGAUGUCAAGACGCUUGACAACGUUGACUGGGGCAAGAACGGUAUUCCGGGCUUGGGCUUCUCGACGGGUCCAAGCAACACACCUACACAUUGGCAUCAGGCAGUACUGCUGCUCGAUGCAGAGGUCGCGGAGAAGCAAACAUAUAAGAAGGGCACGGUAUUGGAGGGAAGCCUGACGUAUGCGAAGGAGAAGGGCGAUGAACGUGGUAUUACCGUGACGGUGGAGUGGAAGGGCAAGGGCGAGCAGGGCGAUGUGGAGGGCAAGGUGCAACGAACGAUGGCUUAG